This is a messenger RNA of Phragmites australis (common reed), 2948 nucleotides long. Its product is annotated as potassium channel AKT2-like. Gene Ontology annotation, cellular component: membrane. Lineage: Eukaryota; Viridiplantae; Streptophyta; Magnoliopsida; Poales; Poaceae. Gene Ontology annotation, molecular function: voltage-gated potassium channel activity; protein binding. Gene Ontology annotation, biological process: potassium ion transport; transmembrane transport. The transcript is spliced from 10 exons. Bases 297 to 2813 code for a protein of 838 amino acids. The record is from RefSeq and is a predicted model, not a curated record.
GGCUACGUACGUGCGUCUGUGUGCUACUGCUCGUUGCCGGCCAAGACCACGCAUUUGCUUGCGGCUUGCGAGAUGCGCGUCUGCGCCUGGUGGACACUAUCGCCCCAGACAGCACCCCUCCUCCCUCCAUUAUUGAUGGGCGGAUGCUUGACUCCAUUAUUUCGGUACCUGAUCUGAAAGAUUCUCGCUUUGCUUUGCCUUUCUUGGCUGGAGCUCUAUCUCCAGGUUCUCUUAUCUUAGCUAGUUGUUAGGCUGCUCCGGAAAGGUAGCUUUGCUUUGCCGCGCGCGCGCGCGCGAUGAAGAGCUCGAGCAGCGCCGCCGGCUCCGGCUCUGGCUCUGGCUCCGGCUCCGGUUCCGGCUCCGGCUCCUUCAACCUCCGGAACCUGUCCAAGGUCAUCCUGCCGCCCCUCGGCGUGCCGUCCGGCAACAGCCAGUGCCAUGGCGGCUCCAACAAGUGGGUCGUCUCGCCGCUUGACUCCAGAUACAGGUGCUGGGAGACGUUCAUGGUGAUCCUGGUGGCGUACUCGGCAUGGGUGUACCCGUUCGAGGUUGCGUUCAUGAACGCGUCCCCCAAGGGGGGCCUGGAGGUGGCCGACAUCAUCGUCGACCUCUUCUUCGCCAUCGACAUCGUGCUCACCUUCUUCCUCGCCUACAUCGACUCCAGGACCCAGCUCCUCGUCCGCGACAGGAAGAGGAUAACCCUCAGGUACCUGUCGACGUUCUUCAUCAUGGACGUGGCGUCGACGAUCCCAUUCCAGGGCCUGGCCUACCUCAUCACCGGCGAGGUCAGGGAGGGCGCCGCGUACAGCCUGCUCGGCGUCCUCCGGCUCUGGCGUCUCCGGAAGGUCAAGCAGUUCUUCACCAGGCUUGAGAAGGAUAUCAGGUUCAGCUACUUCUGGAUCCGCUGCGCACGCCUCGUCGCGGUGACCCUGUUCCUGGUGCACUGCGCCGGGUGCCUGUAUUACCUGAUCGCGGACCGGUACCCGCACCGGGAGAAGACGUGGAUCGGCGCGGUGAUCCCCAACUUCCGGCAGGCGAGCCUGCGGAUCCGGUACAUCUCCUCCAUCUACUGGUCCAUCACCACCAUGACCACCGUCGGCUACGGCGACCUGCACGCCGAGAACACCGUCGAGAUGGUCUUCAACAUCUUCUACAUGCUCUUCAACCUCGGCCUCACCGCCUACCUCAUCGGCAACAUGACCAACCUCGUCGUCGAGGGCACCCGCCGCACCAUGGAGUUCAGGAACAGCAUCAGGGCUGCCUCGAGCUUCGUGGGCCGGAACCACCUGCCGCCGCGGCUGAAGCAGCAGAUACUGGCCUACAUGUGCCUCAAGUUCAGGGCGGAGAGCCUGAACCAGCAGCAGCUCAUGGACCAGCUGCCCAAGUCCAUCUGCAAGAGCAUCUGCGAGUACCUGUUCCUCCCGGUCGUCAAGGACGUCUACCUUUUCAAGGGGGUCUCGAGAGAAGUACUCCUAUGCCUGGUUACUAAGAUGAAACCGGAGUACAUACCGCCGAGGGAGGACGUGAUCGUGCAGAACGAGGCGCCGGACGACGUGUACGUCGUCGUCUCCGGCGAGGUGGAGGCCAUACUCUUCGACGGCGACCGCGAGGAGGUGGUGACAACGCUGGGGACGCGGGGCAUCUUCGGCGAGGUGAGCGCGCUGAGCGACCGGGCGCAGAACUUCACGUUCCGGACGAGGACGCUGAGCCAGCUGCUGCGGCUGAAGCAGGCAACGCUCAAGGAGGCCAUGCAGAGCAGGCCCGAGGACAGCGUCGUCGUCAUCAGGAACUUCCUCAAGCACCAGGUUGAGAUGCAUGGCAAGAAGGUGGAGGACCUGAUGGGAGAGAGUACCGGAGACGGCGAGUACGACGACAGCAAUCUGCUGACGGUCGCCGCGAUGGGGAACAGCGGCUUCCUUGAGGACCUCCUCAGGGCGGGGAAGGACCCUGACGUCGGUGACGCCAAGGGCAGAACUGCAUUGCACAUCGCAGCGUCGAAGGGGUACGAGGACUGCGUGCUGGUGCUGCUCAAGCACGCGUGCAACGUGAACGUCAAAGAUGAGCAGGGCAACACGGCGCUGUGGCACGCCAUCGCGGCGAGGCACCACAAGAUCUUCAACAUUCUGUACCACUUCGCGCGCGUGUCCAACCCGUGCGCCGGCGGCGACGUCCUCUGCAUCGCCGCGCGGCGGAACGACCUCGACACGCUCCGGGAGCUCCUGAAUCACGGCCUGGACGUCGACUCGGAGUACCACGACGGCACCACCGCGCUGCGCGUCGCGCUGACCGAGGGCCACGCCGACGCGGCCAGGUUCCUGAUCAUGAACGGGGCCAACGUGGACAGGGUGAACCUCGACGACGACGGCUCCAGCGCUGCGCGGUCGACGGUGUCGCCGGCAGAGAUGCGCGAGCUCCUGCAGAAGCGGGAGGUCGGCCACCCGAUAGCCAUCCUCGACGCGCCGGCGGUGGUCCGGGACGGCGGCUCGUCGGGGAACGGUCGUCAAGGCAGGUUCCUGGGCGCAAGAUCGGACAACGUGAGUUGGCCUCGCGUCAGCAUAUACAAGGGUCAUCCGUUCGUGAGAAACCACAGCUCAGAAGCCGGCAAGCUGAUCAAUCUGCCCGGCACGAUAGAAGAAUUCAAAGCCAUCAUCGGAGAGAAACUGAAAGUUGAUGUAGAGGGCGCGCUGCUCAUGAACGAUGAAGGAGCGGAGGUCGACUCGAUCGACGUGAUCCGGGACAACGACAAGCUGUUCGUGGUCACUGAAGAGCAUCUGAGGAGGUUGGCAUCAAUGGACUCGGUGCCUGCAUCGUAACAUUACUGCAUUAGUACGUGUCAUUCAGGUGUUUUCUUCAGAUGUUUUCAGUAGUACGUGUUAUGGUACCUAGUUGUGCAGCAGAGUUUAAUCUAUAUAUUAUAUUAUUAUUUAAGUGUUAAAAAAGAGCCACUA